UCUUAUCAGGAUAGUGGGUUUUGCGCUUGUGCUCAGACAUUUUUUUCGAGUGAAUAUUUCUGUGUUCAACGUGAAAUUCGUUGGUUCGUGCAUUCUUUUGAAGUAAACUUGUGUGAAAUUAAGCAUUCUAUUCAAUUAAAAAAAAUAUAUAUUGAAAUAUGUUACCACCAACAAUUUAUUUCUCUGAUGCGCCACGAGGUGGUCAAAUUAUAUGUGAAAAGAAUUUUAUGUCAAAUGACAUCCAAUCGACCCGUAUAUUUCCGUCUUGUCCAGAUGAGGAAAUUGUUAUCAGUGGCACAGCUGGACGUUAUCCGAAUUGUGAAAAUGUUGAAGAGUAUCGUCAUCAUUUGUACAACAAGAUUGAUAUGACAAGUGAAGAAGAAUCGCGUUGGAGUAACAGCAUGAGUCAUGAAUUGCCAAAGCGAAAAGGAGUAUUGAAGGACAUUAGUAAAUUUGACGCCGCAUUUUUUGGCAUUCAUAGUAAGCAAGCAAAUAAUAUGGAUCCGCAAGGACGUACAAUUAUUGAAACUGCCUACGAAUCAAUUCUUGAUGCUGGCAUACAUCCGAAAUCUCUGCGCGGUACGAAAACCGGAGUCUUUGUUGCCGUUUGCUUUUCGGAAGCCGAGAAAAAUAUGGUCUUUGAACAAAUUAGUGUUGAUAGUGGUUUUGCUUUGUCUGGCUGUAGCCGAGCAAUGGUUGCCAAUCGGAUUUCUUAUUGCUUAAAUCUCACUGGGCCAUCGUUCACCAUCGAUACAGCCUGUAGUAGCUCAAUGUUUGCAAUUGAUCAAGCAUUUACCGCAUUGCGAAACGGUCAAUGUGAUAGUGCCUUGGUUUGUGGCACUAACCUAUUAUUGCAUCCAUACACUACGAUCAAUUUCUUUCGAUUGGGUAUGAUUGCAAAAGAUGGAGUUUGCCGACCAUUCGAUGAAAGUGCAGCAGGUUACACACGUUCGGAAGCAAUUUGUUCGAUAUUUUUGCAAAAAGCACGCAAUGCAAAACGUAUUUAUGCAAAACUGAUUUAUUCGGAUACAAAUUGUGAUGGUUACAAGAACGAAGGUGUUCAUUAUCCAUCGGGCGACAAACAAUAUGAUUUGAUCAACGACUUUUAUCAACAUUUAAAUAUUGAUCCAUGCACGAUUUCUUAUGUCGAAGCUCAUGGAACUGGAACCAAAGUUGGUGAUCCACAAGAGUGUAAAACUAUUGAUAAAAUCUUUUGUAAAAACCGCAAAGAGCCAUUGCUUAUUGGAUCGGUCAAAUCAAAUAUGGGUCACACAGAGGGUAGCUCGGGUAUUUGUUCCAUAACAAAGGUUAUUUUUGCAUUCGAAUCUGGAAUUGUUGCUCCAAAUUUGAAUUUCGUUAGUGUAAGAAAAGAUAUUCCCGCCCUUGUGGAAGGUCGCUUGAAAGUAUGCUCGGAACUAACACCACUUCCGGGCAAUUUAGUGGCAGUUUCUUCAUUUGGUUUUGGUGGUGCAAAUGCUCAUGUACUUCUGGGACGAUUUGAAAAAGAAAAGGUUAAUUGUGGCAUACCAAGUGAUUCGGUUCCACGAUUAGUAUUGUGGGCGGCGCGUACCAAAGAAGGUGUGGAGAAACUCUUUGAUAAUCUUGAGACAAAGCCACUCGAUGCUGAAUUUAUAUCGCUUUUACAUAACAUUCAAAAGUAUGAACAGGCUGGAUUUCUAUAUCGUGGAUAUAGCAUUUUGGAAAAGAAUGACGCCAACAAUAAUAAUACAACUGUCCAGAAAACUCGCAUUAUCGACCGUUUUGAUGCAACUAAACGGCCAAUUGUAUGGAUAUUUACUGGUAUGGGAUCACAAUGGACUGGAAUGGCCACUUCAAUGAUGCAAAUCGACUUGUAUCGUGAAACCAUUUACGAAUGCCAUGAAAUAUUGAAACCAUACGGUUUGGAUUUAAUAUCGAUCGUCACUUCCAGUGACGACACUACAUUUGAUAACAUCAUAAACUCAUUUGUUGGAAUUGCUGCAAUUCAAAUUGCAAUUGUUAACAUUCUAAGAAAACUGCAGAUACCAUUCGAUUACUGCAUCGGACACUCUGUAGGCGAACUCGGAUGUGCCUAUGCCGAUGGCAGCAUGACUGCUGAACAAAUGAUUCUGGCUGCGAUGGCACGCGGUGUAGUCAGUCUCGAAACAAAAGUUACUUACGGAUCGAUGGCUGCUGUUGGACUGAGUUACGAAGAAGUCAAAGACAUGCUACCGGAAGGCAUUGAAGUUGCUUGUCACAACAGCUGUAAUUCAGCAACAUUAUCUGGACCAAAGGAAGACGUUACAAAGUUUGUUCUACAAAUGGCGCAUGACAUCAAUUCAAGCGAAGUUCAAAAGAUAAUGCAGGAGGAGGAAAGUUUUGAAGGACGAAUGGAUAAGUGCAUCCAUCUAAUGAAGAAUUCCGAAUAUUCACCUGAGUAUCUCAGAAAUAUAGGCUAUGGUAUCAUGAAUCGCGUUCGAAUGGUAUUACGCGAGAAUGAGGAAUACGUCGGUGACAAAAUCAAAUCGAAUAUCACAUUGAUUCGUCCCACAAUUAAAGUGGUCCUGGAUAUUGAGAACGAUUAUCAACUCAGUCAAUACAAUAACGGCCAUGUUAAUGUCAUCACCAUCGGAGGAAACCAUUUGUCCAUGCUGAAUAAUUUGCAACUGUAUGAAAUCAUUAACGACAUAUGCUUACGCCAAUAA
Molecule: messenger RNA, 2684 nt
Organism: Contarinia nasturtii (swede midge)
Lineage: Eukaryota; Metazoa; Arthropoda; Insecta; Diptera; Cecidomyiidae
Product: fatty acid synthase-like
Exons: 9
Coding region: 159-2684 (841 amino acids)
Biological process (GO): fatty acid biosynthetic process
Molecular function (GO): fatty acid synthase activity; 3-oxoacyl-[acyl-carrier-protein] synthase activity
Source: RefSeq, a predicted model, not a curated record